Heteronotia binoei (common prickly gecko) is the source of this 2970-nucleotide messenger RNA. It is a transcript of the gene PPP1R15A, whose product is annotated as protein phosphatase 1 regulatory subunit 15A. Gene Ontology annotation, biological process: response to endoplasmic reticulum stress. The coding region runs from base 264 to 1985 and encodes 573 amino acids. Gene Ontology annotation, molecular function: protein phosphatase regulator activity. NCBI's taxonomy places the organism in Eukaryota, Metazoa, Chordata, Lepidosauria, Squamata, Gekkonidae. Gene Ontology annotation, cellular component: protein phosphatase type 1 complex; endoplasmic reticulum. The transcript is spliced from 3 exons. The record is from RefSeq and is a predicted model, not a curated record.
ACGGACCAUAACGUCACAGCCCCAUGACGCACAGUCUCCGAACGCCGGCUAUAUAGGCUGAGUGACGCAGCCGGCUAUCAAAACAUGCCAUUCUAAUCUAUUCACUCCAAAAAGCAGCCGCCGUAUCGAUAGGGAGACAUGGCCAGUGCCGCCGCCGACCCUCGGAGUUCUGCCAAGGUUGCCUUUCAGUUGAUUCCCUGCGCCAGCCCCGGAGCUGUUUGCUGGAGCGAACUGAUCCCUGGAUAAGACCCCAGAGGUCAAAAAUGCCUCCUCACUUGUCCAACGAGUUGGCCUUACAGCCAAAAAGUCUAAACAUGCCCUCUGUUUGCUGUGAUCACUUUGGACUCAUGAUGACCAAAAGACUACCUCUGGAAUCAAGCCCAUCCUCUCCUACUGGCAAGCUUGACAAUACAGCUAUGCUUCUUGGACGUGUGGCUAACCUUGCAAUGUGCUGGGUUAAGAAAUGGUUCCACCUUUGGCGGAAUUUCUCUGGAGCACUGAUGAGGGCUAUACAGAUGGGCAUUGCCAAGGGGGCCUGCAGCCUGGCUGCCGCAGCCUCUUUGGAGAAAGUAAAGAGACCCUCGGGAGACAAAGACAAACUUGGGAGAGAUAAAAGCAAACUAGAUGAUGGAGAGAAGGUCAACUGCAAAGUUGACCAUCAAAGGUAUCUUAUCCUGAGUAGCCUUGAAAGCUGGUCCCAAGAGGAUGUAGAAAGAUUAAUUGAAGAUGGACAUUUUGGAGAAUGCUCAGAAGAGUUUUUCAGUAAUGCUAAAAUGGCUAAGAUGGAUUUGGAAGAUAACACUGCAGUGUGUCUAAUACGUCGUUCCAUCUCCUUUGACUUUGAAGAUGAUUUGGAAAGCUCAUCAGACGAAGACAUGGGACUUGAGGAUGCAGAGUAUCCUGGGAGUUUCCCCCAGAAUUCACUGAAAGGUUUGGGUAUCAGGGGAUAUUUUGAAGAUUCCUGUAGCUCCUGUGAAGAGUUUGGGGAUUUUGAAAAUGAUCUUGAAGGAGAAUCUGUGGAAAGCGUGGAGAGUCCCUCUGUUUCCCGGGAACGCAGGGAGAGUGUCGAACAUAGUGGGGAUUUUGUGGUGUUUGAAGAACAAAGCAUGGAAAGUACAUCAGAUUCUUCAGAAUGUGGGGGAUACCUGUCACAAUACGGGAAAGCUAAGGAGAACUUGGGAACACCUAUCAUCUCUUGUGGCUUCAAGAACCCCCUUGUGGUCUCUUUGUUCUACAGUCCAUCAAAGGAAGAUGAUGAUGAUGAUUCAGAAGACUGGUCAAGUGAAGACGAGAUGGAAGAGACUGGUCAGUCGUAUUUAGAUGGUGCUGUUUUGGAAAAUGGAGAUAGUUCUGCUGCAGAAAAUAAUUCUCAACAGCAGGAUUUUCCUGAGAAUUUCUGUGGAUCUUCCUUCCCCAACAUGGACCCUUUGCAUUCACUCUGUGUUUCCAAAUCAAUUCAGCCAGCCAUCUUCAACCCACCUGAGCCCAAGAAGCACAAGGAAAUCACAGUCUCCUUUCAUUUAAGAAAACCAGAUUCUAAGCCGGAAGAGUUUUGUAAUCCUCCCAAACCAUCUUCCCCAAAAGACCGAAGAUCUGUCACUGGGCAUGUACCUCACCAAUGCUGCCAGUUGGAAACUGAAAGAAACUGUGACUUGGUCACCGUAGAAACAUCCUUAGGUUCCCAGAAGGAAAGCCAGGUGGUUAAGAAGGUUCAAUUCUCUCCUGAGGUCACUAUCCAUACACUGGUGGUCUGGGAUUAUGCUUCCCGAGCAGCUCGCCGUGGCCCCUGGGAGGAAAUGGCCCGUGAUCGCUGUCGUUUCAAACGCAGAAUUACAGAGGUGGGAGCCAUCUUGGAGCCUUGUCUGGAGAGGGAACAUCGCGCCAAAGCAUGGAGGAAGAUCCAUGGGGCUUUGGGCCUUGCUCGGCCAGAAAACACUGACAAUACACUUCACAGUUCAGCUGGGCAGCAGAAGCUGCCGGCCUAAACAAAGCUGCGAAUGAAAUGGCUGCUCACAGUGGUGCCUGUGAAGCAGUCUCUCUGCGCUGAAACACAGAUGAAGGAUGAUGGGAUUUUUGAUAGCAAAAGCAUGGGAGUCUGAAUUCAAGACUGCUAGCAUUUCCUGAAUUAAAGUGGCAGGGGAGGAAUCACAAGACACUCAUGCCUUGCAUGCACACGACUGUACCCAUUAACAUGGGACAUAUCUGUUCUCUGCCUGUAGCCUACAGUGUAGCGAGAUUACCAAGCAAUCUGACCUCACAUUCUAUAUCCUUUCAAGUGGGGUUAGACUUGAGGGAGGGGCCCAGGCUCAAGCUGUUUUGGGUUCUCCUUUUCUGAACAAAUGCACUGAUCCUAAAUUAUUGCUACCUCAGAUUCCUGCAUUUUGUAUCCUCCACAUAAAACAGAACCACAGUUGUAGUGACAACUGUGUGUACAAGUCAGGCCUCUGAUGUAAUACUUCUGGGUUGUUGCAACAGUGAGCAAGGCUUGUGAAAUGUGUUUGCAACAAUGAGGUGGUGUGUUGGUAUUACCAUUUUAUGGGCAGGGGAAAAAAACCUGAAGGAUGUUCAGAGAAUCUAUGGCUGGAUGUAGCACUGGUACCAGCUCCCACUAGUCUUGAAUAUUGUUGUAUGACAAUGCUAGAUUUAAACAACUGGGCAGGCUAAAAUACCUUAUUCACAUAGUAUUCCAUCUGGCAGGCUUUACACUAAAACAGGAUUUUAGCUGCUGUAGUUACAGCAUUAGAAUUCUGUGUGUGUAGGCCCUACUGGGAAUUAAACCCAUCUCUUUUAAACUGGGACUGAGCCUUCGGGAUACCUGUAAAAACUGUCUAUUUUCAGGAUGUUUUUUAAAUAUUUAAAUUAUUGCUGUCUGGAGACAUUUGAUUAAUCUUUCAAUAUCAUAUGUAAUAACUACCUGACAGUUUGAUAUUUUUUAUAUUAAUGUAUAAAUAAAUUGGUGUUUCAACUGUC